CAGCGGUGCUCGAGUCCCGAUGGAGAUCGUGUUGCUGAACGCCGUGGGCUCCUCCGGCUUCCGCGGUGUCAUCCACCUCCUCGACUGGUUCGAGCUGCCGGACAGCUUCGUCCUGGUGAUGGAGCGUCCGGAGCUCGCGCAGGAUCUCUUCGAUUUCACCAUCCAGAGGGGAUCCUUGUCGGAGGAGGUGGCGCGGGGGCUGUUCCGGCAGGUGCUGGAGGCGGUGCGGCACUGCGACGCCUGCGGUGUCCUGCACCGGGACAUCAAGGAGGAAAAUAUUAUCAUCGACCUCGCCACCGGUGAGCUGAAGCUCAUCGACUUCGGCUGUGGCACUUUCCUCCAGGACGCAGCCUACACCGAAUUUGCCGGAACACGAGAGUACAGCCCGCCGGAGUGGGUCUGCUACCACCGCUACCACGGCCGUUCAGCAACAGUCUGGUCCCUGGGCAUCCUGCUCUAUGACUUGGUCUGCGGGGAUGUCCCCUUCGAGCAGGAUGAGGACAUCGUCAGGGGACAGCUCUUCUUCCACCAGCCGAUCUCCCUCGGUGGGUACCCGGCGUCGUGGCGGGCAGCGGGUUUGGGAGAUGGCACUGGGGGCAUGAGCAUUCCCGCUCUUAGGGCUGAGGAGGAGGGUGAUGUCCUGGGGUCAGCUGGGGAAGGUGGCACGUGUCCUGCCAUCCUGCUCUCCUCCAAAGCAGCUCCUGGAUCAGGAGGUUUGGGGGUAGCUCUGAGCACACCCAGCAUGGCCCGGGCACUGCGGACGGUGGGGGAAGGUGGACAGGAGCCUUCUAUGACCGGCGGUGUCUGGUUUCUCUCCCCAGAGUGCCAGCAUCUCAUCAGGUGGUGUUUGUCCUUGCGGCCCUCUGAUAGACCAUCCUUGGAGGAGAUUUUCAACCACUCCUGGCUGCAAGGCGCUCACCACCCCUAG
Athene cunicularia (burrowing owl) is the source of this 928-nucleotide messenger RNA. Its product is annotated as serine/threonine-protein kinase pim-3-like. Gene Ontology annotation, biological process: negative regulation of apoptotic process; protein autophosphorylation. The coding region runs from base 20 to 928 and encodes 302 amino acids. NCBI's taxonomy places the organism in Eukaryota, Metazoa, Chordata, Aves, Strigiformes, Strigidae. Gene Ontology annotation, cellular component: cytoplasm. Gene Ontology annotation, molecular function: protein serine/threonine kinase activity; ATP binding. The record is from RefSeq and is a predicted model, not a curated record. The transcript is spliced from 2 exons.